AUCGCCUAUUAGGUAUUUAAUUUUUGCACAAAAAAUCCAUGAAACCAAAUGACCUCUCAAAAAACCUGAAACAAAUAUGUUAAAAACAUGACCAUAUUUUUUCAUUGUAACAAUGCUUAUUUGCAAAAAUGACUAAGCAACAUUUUUAUCACGCUCCUGAUUAUAUCAAAAGAGGAGAGGUGAGCGAUUUUUUAUACAUGCACACAAAACCUAGCAUAACAUUGACCUUCCAUGAAUGGUUCUGAUACAUUCGCGGUAGUGCGAUUGGUAGUCUACCAGCAAAUUAACUGUGCAUUUUGUUUAAACAUAUUCGCUUAAAUAUCGUUUACUAACGUUUUAUGAAAGUCAUCAUACGUAGUGUAUUUUAAAAUAAUGGUGCCGCUUUUAAUUCACUUGAGCGCUUGUUCGAAGUGAUCUUGUACGUAAGAUGACAACGCGUGAAUUAGUUUGUGUGUUUAUGGUUGUUUAGUGCGUAAUUUUUGUUUAAAAUAAUGACAAUGGUGUUUUUAAAGCCAAAUUUACCUGCUUUAAUUAUGGAGGGAGAUGAUGACUCGACAGGGUAUAGCCGUACAAGAACAAAUACUUGUCCCAAAAGCGCGGGGAGCCAGGGUAGUAGCAAUAGCGAUCAGGUUGAUAUGGCAUUUAUGAUGAUCGAUUAUCUCAAGGAUGCUAUGAAGGCAAUGGAUAUGAUGAGAAGCCACAAAAUGCUGACAGAUGUGACACUAGAAGUUGGAUCAGAACUCUAUCACGCACACCGGGUGGUUUUGGCGGCGGCCAGUCCGUACUUCAAGGCAAUGUUUACUGGAGGACUGAAAGAAUGCGAAAUGUCCAGAGUAAGACUUCAAGGCAUAUCUCCCACUGCCAUGCACAAACUGAUUAGUUUUAUGUAUACUGGUAAAAUACGCGUUACGGAAAAUACUGUUUGUCAACUGUUACCAGCUGCUACAAUGCUACAAGUGCCUAAUGUAAUUCAAGCGUGCUGUGAUUUCUUGGAACGUCAAUUAGAUCCUAGUAAUUCUAUAGGCAUUGCCCAUUUUGCCGAACAACAUGGGUGUAUAGAAUUAUCGAAAAAAGCUAAUCAGUAUAUUGAAAGACGGUUUAUUCAUAUCUGUCAAGAGGAAGAAUUUCUACAACUCAGUGCCCACCAGUUGAUACAGUUAAUAAGAAAAGAUGAAUUAAAUGUUCAAGACGAAAAGGAAGUUUACAACGCAGUAUUAAAGUGGGUAAAGUAUGACGAGGACAAUCGAAAUAGGAAAAUGGAAGACAUUUUAGCUGCUGUUCGGUGUCAAUUUUUACCUCCCAAAUUCCUUAAUGAUCAAAUACAAAAAUGUGAUGUUAUAAAGAAAACUCCUGCUUGUAAAGAAUAUUUGGCAAAAAUAUUCAAGGAUCUGACUUUACAUGUUAGGACAGCUGUCAAAGAAAGAACACCAAAUAUUCCUAGAGUGAUAUAUGUGGCUGGUGGUUAUUAUAAACAAUCUUUAGAUAUUAUGGAAGGAUUUAAUAUCGAUGACAAGACUUGGAUUAAGUUAGAUAGAUUAAUUGUACCUAGGUCAGGGUUAGGCUGUGCAUUUUUAAAGGGCCAUUUUUACGCAGUUGGAGGUAGAAAUAAUAGUCCAGGUAAUAGUUAUGAUUCCGAUUGGGUAGAUCGAUAUAAUCCUAUCCUGGACGAAUGGAUGCCUUGUCACCCAAUGUCCUGUCCUCGGAACAGAGUUGGAGUAGCUGUUAUGGAUGGUUUAUUAUAUGCUGUGGGUGGUGGAGAGUGUACAAAGUAUCAUAAUUCUGUUGAAUGCUACGAUCCAGAGAUGGAUAAAUGGAUUCUAGUCAAACCGAUGCAUUAUGCACGUUUAGCUGUAGGUGUAGCCGUUGUCAAUAGACUAUUGUAUGCCAUUGGAGGUUUCGAUGGUACAGUGCGACACUGUUCCGCUGAGUGUUAUCAUCCGGAAAAUGAUGAAUGGACAAUGAUACCUCCGAUGUAUACAGAAAGAAGUGGUGCAGGUGUAUGUGCGAUGGACAAAUACAUCUAUGUAAUAGGCGGCUACAAUGGAAAACAAUUGAAUACUGUGGAAAGAUAUGACACAGAAUCCCAAACUUGGGAAUUUUUAUCGAGUAUGAAAAUAGCUAGAAGUGCUCUCAGCGUGACUGUAUUGGAUGGAAGAAUCUAUGCUAUGGGUGGAUAUGACGGAGAACAGUUCUUACAAGAUGUGGAAAUAUAUGAUCCUGCAAUGGACACUUGGUCAGAAGGAACGCGUUUGACUUCUGGUCGAUCAGGUCAUGCCAGCGCAGUGUGCUACAAUUGUGGCAGUCAAGAUAGAGGUCUAAAUAUGGAAACUGAGCCAAGCAUAGCUCUAAGCCAAUCACAUGCCCAAUUACCGUCAACUUCUGGUUUUAGGUAGUAAAUUGAGUCCAUGGAAGAAACCAGCCAUUUUAAAAAAUUAUUAUUCAGUGGGGUUUAGUGGUCCGAUACUAGUUCAUAGAAAUCGUACUAAAAAAGGGGGUGUUGCCUUGCAUGAAAUGAGGUUUUUUUGAUAUGUUUUAUUUGAUGAAGUGGUUAUGACAAAUCCGAGGUUUUGACCUCGAAAGCCCUCCGGAUCACUGUUAAAUAUUACUAAAACCGUUAAAUUUUUACCCUUUUUUAACUUUCUGCCAAUUUUGACAACCAAGGACUAAUCUUACGGCAAAAGUAAAGUAAACUAAAUUUUUUAAAAAAAAAAAACAAGAUUAAUUUGGUUAGUUUUUAAGAUAUCACAAUUUAAAGUUUUGCAUAAUUUCAAAAAAGAAAAAAAUGCAUUUUUCGAUUCUACUUUUUCCUGGGCUCACAUAGAAAGAUAUUUUGGAAUAAACUUCACUUUACACUCUACACAAUGGUGUAGCCAAAUUUGAAAUCCGACGUCUUUGGUCAAAGUGUAAUUUUUUUUUCUUGAAAUUAUGGAAAACUUUAAAUUGCUGUAUCUUAGAAACUAUUUCACCUACAAAGACCAAAUUAGUCUCGUUUUUUUCUACAUUUUAUUAACUUUUGAAUUGUACAUAACGACUUUUGCCGUAACAUUAGUCCUUGGUGAUCAAAAUAUAGAAAAAGUGGAAAAAAGGGUAAAAUUUAGCGGUUUUAGUGAUAUGUAACAAUGAUCGGGAGGACUUCAUCAGAUACAACAUAUCAAAAAAUCAGAAAUACCUUAUUUCAUGCAAGGUAAAAUGUACUAAUUCCAUGGACUAUACUUAUGACUAUUAGAAAUCAUUUUACCUUUCUAUUUUGAAUGGCCACCAUAAAUAGUUAUUAUUGUAGAUUCUGUUAAGAAUUGGAAGAGACUUAGAAAAUUUUUCGGUUGCGCACAGACGAGAAUGGGAUCAACUUCUAUUUAUUUAUUUAUUAAUUUAUUGACGAAUGGAGCCCAAUUUAUAAUAAAUUGUUAUACUUAUAAUAAUAACAACAAGCUAGAAAAAGAGACCAACGAUAGUUCUCACCUAAAUGUUUUCCGUGGUGCAAAAAAACUACAGCUAUUAGUUUGUUGCACAAUCUAGAAGUAAGAUGAAUGAAUGACUGGUACGCGUAAUUCGUUCUGCUGAAUUGUAAAAAUGUUGUUGUGUGAGUAUUGUGGCGUGAGACAUGUUAUAAUUUUUAUCGUUUGUGAUAUAAUUUACAGUGUGUUAGAAUUUUAGUGGCAUGCAGACGUUAAUUAAAAUUGAUGAAAAAUUUUCUUGUCUCAACUAGGAUUUGAACCCAGAACCCUCGCAUAUCCAGUGGAGUGCUCUUCCAACUUAAUAUUAUUUUUGAUGUUCUUUAUAAAUCUGAUUUUUAAAAUGUGUUUGGUAUCUUAUUGAUUCCUGUAUUUCCUCCAUUGAUAUGCUACCUGUCUAGGCGAUAAUUUUUCCCAAUUUCAAUUUUGAAUUUGUGUUUUCGUUCAACAGCAUUCUUAGUUUUCCCCAUUGCUCUUAUUCCCAUGUUUAGAGUUGCAGAUCUUCGAGACUUUUGUAUUCCCUUUGUGUGGCUUAUUUGGUUUCUCCAUUUCUGUGCACUUACAUUGCUUUUAUUCUGGAUUCGAAACUUCAGUAUAUCUGUCAUUUAAAUUCAUCAUGUAUGGCACAGUAACAACUGGUUGCAUUCUUCUCACAUCGGGGAAAAAACGCCCUCUGCAGAUACACCUUAAUUUAGAGGAGGAACAAUCCCAGAAAGUGUCCUUUUCUCUGCUUCAGGCUGUUGCUUAUCACAAAAAAAAAAACAUUAUUGCAUAAAGAAUCACUCAACUCACAAUCAAAUAUAAUUUAUUCAGUUACACCUCUAUGGUGAUUGCAUAUCGCUAAGUAUGCGGAUGUAGGUAUCUGUGGUAAAAUCUCCUUUCUCCUUUUAUGCCUAUUAUCUCAUAAUAUAAUAUGAGUAGGGAUCACUUUCCUUCACUAGAAUUUUCCAGUUAGUUUAGGACCUUUAUCGUAAACUGGGCUUUUGCUUCAACUGAAUUUGAAACUUGCAAAAGGUUUUGAAUUUUGAAUAUUUCACGUUUUGCAACUUUGGAUUUCACCCUAAAGUUUGUACACCUUUCUUACCCAAAGUACAAUGUAAAUGGAAAAUUUGGUAGCUGUCCAUUGCGCUGAAAUUUGAUAUUUCCCAAGUCUCUUUGUAGACUUGAUGGCCAAUAAGUGUAUCACUUAUAAAUAGUUAUCGAAAAUUUACAUUUUCAUUGUAAAUAUGUAUUAUAUUAGCUAGGAAAACCAUUAUUGAAAAGAAAAACAUGUAGAUUAAGUCAAAAAAGGCUGUGAUAAAGAAAAUAUUUUUUUUUCUAAUUUUGAAUAUUGGUGUUGACAUAUUCUUUUAAGUAAUAUUUUUUGACUGACUUUAGUAGUACGGUAUUGUGGACCAUAAUGGUAUAAUUGUUGGUUAGUGCCAUGUAAUAGUAUAUUAUGUAACAAUGGACAAAAGUAAUUUAAUCCUUGACGUUUGUUCUCUCAAGGACAAUAAACCGUAACUCAUUCAUAAUUUUUUGCAUGUUUGGGAGAAUCUGUCUAAUCAUUUUCAAAAGAUUUUAUAUCAUUAUAUUCUACAUAUUUUGUUGUGUAUUUUUUCAUUUACUUUUCUAUUAGUUAUUCCACUUGUCUCCCAAAUAAGUGAAAUUCACGUAUUUUCCUCCUUGAAGCUACUAUAGACUCCCAAAUGUGCAAAAAAAGUUACCUAUGUUAAAUGGCUAGUAGAUUUUCUAAGCAAAUAUCAUGACUCUUGCUUAAUAGGUAUUUACGUGAAUAUAAAUAUAUAUAUAUAUAUAUUUCUUAAAACUCUACCUAGGGAAUCUUUUUAUGUAAUUGCCUUAUUGCAAAUAUUUUGUACACGAUGUAGGAUGGAUUAAUUAUUUGUAUAUGUAUUUUAUUUGUUUUGUAUAUAUGUACAGUAUUUUGUUAAUGAACAUUCCUCGAUUUUAA
Molecule: messenger RNA, 5403 nt
Organism: Ceutorhynchus assimilis (cabbage seed weevil)
Lineage: Eukaryota; Metazoa; Arthropoda; Insecta; Coleoptera; Curculionidae
Source: the annotation of a GenBank genome assembly